CGUCGGCGCGGAGGAGCGGGUCGUGCCGCGGCAGCAUGCGUGAGUGCAUCUCAGUCCACGUCGGCCAGGCCGGCGUCCAGAUGGGCAACACCUGCUGGGAGCUGUACUGCCUGGAGCACGGCAUCCAGCCCGACGGGCAGAUGCCCAGCAACAAAACCAUCGGUGGAGGGGACGACUCCUUCACCACCUUCUUCUGUGAGACUGGUGCCGGGAAGCACGUCCCGCGGGCCAUCUUUGUGGACCUGGAGCCCACUGUGAUUGAUGAGGUUCGAACUGGAAUCUACCGCCAGCUCUUCCACCCCGAACAGAUGAUAACGGGCAAGGAAGAUGCUGCCAACAACUAUGCCCGUGGGCACUACACUAUUGGCAAAGAGAUCAUUGACCAAGUGCUGGACAGGAUCCGGAAGCUGGCUGACCAGUGCACAGGCCUCCAGGGCUUCCUGGUGUUUCGCAGCUUUGGAGGUGGCACUGGCUCUGGAUUCACCUCCCUGUUGAUGGAACGACUCUCUGUUGACUAUGGCAAGAAGUCCAAGCUCGAGUUCUCCAUCUACCCAGCACCACAGGUUUCCACUGCGGUGGUGGAGCCCUACAACUCCAUCCUCACCACUCACAGCACCUUGGAGCACUCAGACUGUGCUUUCAUGGUUGACAACGAGGCCAUCUACGACAUCUGCCGCAGGAACCUCGAUAUCGAGCGCCCCACCUACACCAACCUCAACCGCCUCAUUAGUCAGGUAGUAUCAUCCAUCACAGCGUCCCUGCGGUUUGAUGGUGCCCUGAACGUGGACCUGACCGAGUUCCAGACCAACCUCGUGCCCUAUCCCCGCAUCCACUUCCCACUGGCCACCUAUGCUCCUGUUGUUUCGGCUGAAAGAGCAUAUCAUGAGCAGCUGUCAGUGGCCGAGAUCACCAACUCCUGCUUUGAGCCGGCCAACCAGAUGGUGAAGUGUGACCCUCGCCACGGCAAGUACAUGGCCUGCUGCCUGCUGUACCGAGGGGACGUGGUGCCCAAGGACGUCAACGCUGCCAUUGCCACCAUCAAGACCAAGCGCAGCAUCCAGUUUGUGGACUGGUGCCCCACGGGCUUCAAGGUGGGCAUCAACUACCAGCCGCCCACGGUGGUGCCGGGCGGCGACCUGGCCAAGGUGCAGCGCGCCGUCUGCAUGCUGAGCAACACCACGGCCAUCGCCGAGGCCUGGGCUCGCCUCGACCACAAGUUUGACCUGAUGUACGCCAAGCGAGCCUUUGUGCACUGGUAUGUGGGAGAGGGCAUGGAGGAAGGGGAGUUCUCCGAGGCGCGGGAGGACAUGGCUGCACUGGAGAAGGAUUACGAGGAGGUGGGCCUGGACUCCUAUGAGGAUGAAGAGGAGGGCGAGGAGUAGAGACGCCCUGCCCAAAGGACCUUCCUCCUUUUUGCGUGUUAACUGCACAAAUCCUUGGCAAUAAACAGUCUGAGUCUCCGUGUCUCCCACUAACCCCCAA
Molecule: messenger RNA, 1482 nt
Organism: Rhea pennata
Lineage: Eukaryota; Metazoa; Chordata; Aves; Rheiformes; Rheidae
Product: tubulin alpha-5 chain-like
Exons: 4
Coding region: 36-1382 (448 amino acids)
Biological process (GO): microtubule cytoskeleton organization; mitotic cell cycle
Cellular component (GO): microtubule; cytoplasm
Molecular function (GO): structural constituent of cytoskeleton; GTP binding
Source: RefSeq, a predicted model, not a curated record